This is a messenger RNA of Phasianus colchicus (ring-necked pheasant), 6263 nucleotides long. RefSeq names its product tankyrase (gene TNKS). Gene Ontology annotation, molecular function: NAD+ poly-ADP-ribosyltransferase activity; protein binding. Lineage: Eukaryota; Metazoa; Chordata; Aves; Galliformes; Phasianidae. The record is from RefSeq and is a predicted model, not a curated record.
GGGAGGAGGGCGAAGAUGGCGGCGCCGCCGCGCCGCUCCCAGCACCACCACCACCACCACGGGCCCCCGCCGCCGCCCGGGCCGGCCUCGCCGCCCGCCGCCGCCUCUCCGCCGCGCAGCCCCAGCCUCGCGCCGGCCGAGCUCGGCCCCGCCGCGCAGCGCCACAGCCUGGCCGGGCCCGAGGGCGAGGCUCCCCCCGACGCCGAGCGGCCUCCGGCCCCGGAGUGCUCCGAGAGCGCCGCGCCGGGCCCGCCGCCGGGCUCGGGCAGCAGCUCCGGCAGCUCGGCCUCUUCCUCCUCCUCCUCCUCGUCCACGUCGUCGUCGGUGGCGUCGAGCCCGGCGGCGGAGAGCCCUGAGGCGGCGGGCCCGAGCGGGGCCUUCCGCGAGCUGCUGGAGGCUUGCCGUAAUGGAGACGUGACGCGCGUCAAGCGCCUGGUGGACGCUGGCAACGUCAACGCCAAGGACAUGGCCGGCCGCAAGUCCACGCCGCUCCACUUCGCCGCUGGGUUUGGAAGGAAGGAUGUUGUAGAGCACUUGCUACAGACAGGAGCCAAUGUUCAUGCUCGUGACGACGGAGGGCUGAUACCCCUUCACAACGCCUGCUCCUUUGGUCAUGCUGAAGUGGUUAGUCUGUUGCUGUGCCAAGGUGCAGACCCUAAUGCUAGAGACAAUUGGAACUACACUCCUUUGCACGAGGCUGCUAUCAAGGGGAAGAUAGAUGUGUGUAUUGUGCUGCUGCAGCACGGAGCUGAUCCAAACAUUCGGAACACCGAUGGGAAAUCUGCGCUGGAUCUGGCAGACCCCUCUGCAAAAGCUGUGCUCACGGGUGAAUACAAGAAGGACGAACUCCUGGAAGCUGCUAGGAGUGGUAAUGAAGAAAAACUGAUGGCUUUAUUGACUCCUUUAAAUGUGAACUGCCAUGCAAGCGAUGGGCGCAAGUCCACCCCUUUACACCUAGCAGCAGGCUAUAACAGAGUACGAAUAGUCCAACUUCUGCUUCAGCAUGGUGCAGAUGUUCACGCAAAGGACAAAGGUGGUCUUGUGCCUCUUCAUAACGCAUGUUCAUAUGGACACUAUGAAGUUACAGAGCUACUACUUAAGCAUGGCGCAUGCGUUAAUGCAAUGGACCUCUGGCAAUUUACUCCCUUGCACGAGGCUGCUUCCAAGAACCGUGUAGAAGUCUGCUCCCUCUUGCUGAGUCAUGGUGCAGAUCCCACAUUAGUCAACUGCCAUGGAAAGAGCGCGGUCGAUAUGGCUCCGACACCUGAGCUAAGGGAGAGGCUGACCUAUGAAUUCAAAGGACAUUCUUUACUGCAAGCAGCUAGAGAGGCGGAUUUAGCCAAAGUAAAAAAAACACUUGCUUUGGAGAUCAUCAAUUUUAAGCAGCCACAGUCACAUGAGACUGCUCUGCACUGUGCUGUGGCCGCUGUGCAUCCCAAACGGAAGCAAGUAACAGAACUAUUGCUCAGGAAGGGAGCCAAUGUUAAUGAGAAAAACAAAGAUUUCAUGACACCUUUGCAUGUAGCGGCUGAGAAAGCUCAUAAUGAUGUCAUGGAAGUUCUGCAUAAGCAUGGAGCAAAGAUGAAUGCACUGGACACACUUGGUCAAACAGCAUUGCACAGGGCUGCUUUAGCAGGUCACUUGCAAACCUGCCGACUCCUGCUGAAUUAUGGCUCUGAUCCCUCCAUCAUCUCCUUACAAGGAUUCACAGCUGCACAGAUAGGAAAUGAAGCAGUGCAACAGAUUUUAAGUGAAAGUACACCUGUGCGUACAUCUGAUGUGGAUUACCGGUUGUUAGAAGCAUCCAAAGCUGGAGACUUGGAAACUGUGAAGCAACUUUGCAGCCCUCAGAAUGUGAAUUGUAGAGAUUUGGAAGGCCGCCAUUCAACACCACUGCACUUUGCUGCAGGAUAUAACCGCGUAUCAGUGGUGGAGUAUCUGUUGCACCAUGGGGCAGACGUGCAUGCCAAAGAUAAAGGCGGCUUAGUUCCCUUGCACAACGCCUGUUCUUACGGACACUACGAAGUAGCUGAACUCUUAGUGAGGCAUGGUGCUUCUGUCAAUGUAGCAGACCUAUGGAAAUUCACUCCUCUUCAUGAAGCAGCAGCAAAAGGAAAAUAUGAAAUCUGCAAACUGCUAUUAAAACAUGGAGCUGAUCCAACAAAGAAGAAUCGAGAUGGGAACACUCCUCUAGAUUUGGUGAAAGAAGGAGACACGGAUAUUCAGGACUUACUGCGAGGAGAUGCUGCUUUGCUAGAUGCUGCCAAGAAAGGGUGCCUGGCUCGAGUGCAGAAGCUGUGUACUCAAGAAAAUAUCAAUUGCAGAGACACCCAGGGAAGAAAUUCAACACCACUACAUCUUGCAGCUGGUUACAACAAUUUGGAAGUAGCUGAAUACCUUCUUGAGCAUGGUGCUGAUGUUAAUGCCCAGGACAAAGGUGGAUUAAUACCUCUACAUAAUGCAGCAUCCUAUGGGCAUGUGGACAUUGCAGCAUUGCUGAUCAAAUACAAUACAUGUGUAAAUGCAACAGAUAAGUGGGCAUUCACACCAUUGCAUGAAGCAGCACAAAAAGGAAGGACGCAGCUCUGUGCUCUGCUGUUAGCUCAUGGAGCAGAUCCAACCAUGAAGAAUCAAGAGGGUCAGACACCACUAGACCUGGCAACAGCUGACGAUAUCAGAGCUUUGCUGAUAGAUGCGAUGCCUCCAGAAGCUUUACCUACGUGCUUUAAGCCUCAAGCAACUGUUGUUAGUGCCUCCCUGAUCUCGCCAGCAUCUACGCCAUCCUGCCUUUCUGCUGCCAGCAGUAUAGAUAACCUCACUGGGCCGCUGGCAGAACUAGCGGUUGGAGGGGCAUCAAAUACUGGUGAUGGAGCAGCGGGAACUGAAAGGAAGGAGGGAGAAGUUUCUGGUCUUGACAUGAACAUUACUCAGUUCCUGAAAAGCCUUGGUCUUGAACACCUUCGGGACAUCUUUGAGACAGAACAGAUAACCCUGGAUGUGUUGGCAGACAUGGGACAUGAGGAGCUUAAAGAAAUAGGGAUUAACGCCUAUGGCCACCGACACAAAUUGAUAAAAGGUGUGGAGAGGCUUCUAGGAGGCCAGCAAGGUACCAAUCCGUAUUUAACUUUCCACUGCGUGAGUCAGGGGACUAUUCUCCUUGACCUUGCACCUGAUGAUAAGGAGUAUCAGUCCGUUGAAGAGGAGAUGCAAAGUACAAUCCGGGAGCACAGAGAUGGUGGAAAUGCUGGUGGGAUCUUCAACAGGUAUAAUGUCAUCAGGAUUCAAAAGGUUGUGAAUAAGAAGUUGCGGGAGAGAUUCUGUCACAGACAGAAGGAGGUCUCAGAAGAGAAUCAUAACCACCACAAUGAGCGCAUGUUGUUUCAUGGGUCUCCUUUUAUUAAUGCUAUCAUUCACAAAGGAUUUGAUGAAAGGCAUGCAUACAUUGGAGGAAUGUUUGGAGCUGGAAUUUACUUUGCAGAGAACUCUUCAAAGAGCAACCAAUAUGUGUAUGGGAUAGGAGGAGGAACAGGCUGUCCCACACACAAAGACAGGUCCUGUUACAUCUGCCACAGACAAAUGCUUUUCUGCAGAGUGACCCUUGGAAAAUCCUUUCUCCAGUUCAGUACCAUGAAGAUGGCACACGCCCCUCCAGGACACCAUUCAGUUAUUGGCAGGCCAAGUGUGAAUGGACUUGCAUACGCUGAAUAUGUUAUCUAUAGAGGAGAACAGGCAUACCCAGAAUAUCUUAUUACAUACCAGAUUGUGAAACCAGAAGCUCCCUCACAGACAGGAACAGCAGCAGAGCAAAAGACCUAGUAGCUACAGAGCAGUGAAGAAGGAUGUGACUUCAAUCUUGGACUGGGUGGAUAUGUGUUCGGGAUAUCAGUAUCAUAUAAAAUUCGUAAUCUGGAAAUAAACUGUAUGUCUUUUAUAAAGCAUUGCUGUCUUGAUGAAUAUGAUAAGAGUAACUCUUGCAUACUCAACUGCUAUAUUGUUCCUUUUGAGGAAGGUUUACAAGAGACUGCCUUUUAAUAAUGCAUCUCAGGCUCUUAGUCUCUACCAUUACCAUGUGCAAAAUAAUGUUGUUUUGAUCUAGACUUUGGGAACAUUGUGCAAACAAAUCUUUAUCAAGGCCAUCUCACAUGUUAAAAUUUCAGACACUACUGUUCUGCUUACUUUAUUUGCAGAUAAACUGCAUUAAGUCCAUACUUUUCCUUUCAGCAUGCAGCAUUCAUUUUAUCUUUUCAGAAAGUCUCAGUCAGCUAUUUAUUUUCCUUUUGUAUUCUGGAGUUGAGCCAGAACCUACUUAAAGAUAUUUUGCACAAAGUCAAGUUGACUAAAACCAUUAACAAUGCAAUAUCAAAUUCAUCUGAGAAGGGGCUAGGUCCAGUUCUUCAAGAUAGGGUUUUUUUUUGCACACCUCUGAGCAAACGAUACUAAUAUGUGAGUGUUACUUUAGAGUGGAAACAAAUCACGUUUCGGUUUGCUGAGUUGUCUGCAUGAGUUUUCUGGGGAAACCCAACAGAAGUGUCAAACCAGCUCUUGUGUUUGAAAGGACUUGAUACAGCAGGUCAAUGUCCUCUGCUGAUAUCUCUAAAAGAACAUUUUACAAGGCUGCUAUCAAGUGUGUGCAGUUUGUGAAAUGUUCUCCCCUAACAGUGGCAUACGGUUUUGUUGGGAGAUAGUUGAAAAGUCAGAAGACCACACGUGCAAGGAUGUAUCUGGGUCACAUCCCUCUAUAUGAGACACAGAAGAUGGUUUUCAGACUGGUAAAGAAGAAUGUGUUACAGCAGUUUUGUGUCACAUCUGUUUGACAUCAGGGUUGUUGAACAGCUUAAAUGGUUUACAAAAAUAAUUUUUUAAAAUAUGAGUUUUACAUCUUUAUGAGGAAAACUUUUGUAAAAAGAUCAGUUGGGAAGUCAAUUUGCUUGCAGGUAUACCAGAGGACAGAGCUGGGAUGUACUCAUCACCCUAACCCCCUUCCAUGCAAGUUCCUGGGUUUAUUUUGCUGCAUAGGAGAAAGUUAUAUUUCAGCAUUGCAUAGCACAGCAUCAGACAACUUCUGAAGUCUCCCUCAUGAACGAUACAGAUUUAACAAAAGUAUAAUUUCUUUUUUUUUUUUGAGUUGGUUUUACAACUUCAGAAAAGGUGAAAAUCAAGCCAUUAUUAGUUGUUUUGGUUUUGUUUUUAAACCAUCAAUAUGAGAUGUUUUCCAGCAUCGAGCACACAAUGGCUGGAGGUAAAAUGUUCCUUUGAACAGGCUGUCUGUUUCCCUAUCGACCGGCACUGCUGAGUAACUGAUGAUCCAGUUCAUGCAUUCCAGCUUUAUCACUCUAAGUGAGGGAAUGACACAAUACUAUGCUUUCAGUUUAUAAAAACAUGUACUCCCUGCCAGUGGGGUUUGCUCGGGGUGUUUGGACAAAACAGAGUUUUCACUUUCAGCUUUAAGACACAGAAUUUUCAUUUCUAGCAUUAAAACUUCAGUGUUGAAGCAAGUUAUCCUCCUGGAGGAAUUGCACCCAUUGUAAAAUCAGUCAUCUGAUGCGGUCUGGCUGCCUGCACAUCCACUCUGUAAUAUCUAUAAAGAAAACCUUAGAAAUAGCAAUACUGCAGCAGAUCUUGAGCUUUGGGUUUUAUUUCUCUCAAGCUGGCACUGGAUCUAUGGCUUGCACUUCAUUUUGUCACCUGAUGAAGUAAUCAGCUUUGCAGACCAAGCCAGGCUCUGGCCUAGUUGUCCUUUUAAUCAGACGUCAUUGACACAGUCGGGUGCUUGUAUUUUGGCUACUUGUUUAGUAGUGUUAGGAUUGCAGAGAUCACCACUAGGCUUUGAAGUUUUGUAUUCAUCAUUUAAGUUUGGGGUUUGUUUUUAAUUUAGUUAAGAAUGGAAUAGGGGAUGUGCCUAUCUACACUAGGGUUUCAGAUAGUGAUGAGAGUGAAUGUGGCUCGCCAUCCCAUUAGACAUAGAUUUCAGUGAUUAAAAAAAUGAAUUGUGCUGCAUAGAUGAGCAAAAUGGUUAAUGUGUGUGUGGAAGUUGAAAGCUUUACAUCUUUGAAAAACAAGAACAAACCUAAAAACAAAACCCCACCAGGCCCGCACCAGAUUUUGUUCUUGCUUGUUGUUUCCUGUGUGCUAAUGGAACAAAAUCUGGGUUUCUUCAGGAGCUGUGAAGUUCUGGAGUACGAAAAUACAGUGUUCGGUAUCUUGAAACUCCCCAUGUUACGUAUCUGAUGUUCUGUGCAGAGUAAAGGUGCUGUGUGAAGAAA